AUGCCUCUAGCCUGGGUGGACUGGGUGCAGUGCGACGGCGGUUGCGACGAGUGGUUCCACCAGGUGUGCGUGGGCGUGUCGUGCGAAAUGGCAGAGAACGAAGACUACAUCUGCGUGGACUGCUCCCGGAAGGCUGCCGGGGUGAGCGGCGGAGCCGUGACUGUGGAGGAGGUGGCAGAGGAGAGCGUCGUAGUGCUUUCGACGUCGAUGUGCAGCGUGCAGAACGAUGCUGCCAAAGCGGGCCUCUCCAAUGGCAUCAGCCAAGCCAAGGACCAAACGCCCUCUUUGGAGGAGAAGAUGGAGGAACGGGGCCAGUGGAGCAACAAAAUAGAGUUUAUUCUGUCAGUCGCCGGCUCCAUCAUCGGCCUGGGCAACAUGUGGCGCUUCCCGUACCUCUGCUACAAAAAUGGAGGAGGUGCGUUCCUCAUCCCCUACAUGAUCUUCCUGUUCACCUGUGGUGUUCCCGUCUUCUUCCUGGAGACAGCCCUGGGCCAGUACACCAGCGAGGGAGGCAUUACCUGCUGGAGAAAAAUCAGUCCCCUGUUUGAAGGUCUUGGCUAUGGCACCCAGGUGAUCGUGACUCUGUUGAACUUCUACUACAUCAUUGUUCUGGCCUGGGGGAUUUUCUACCUGUACUUCUCCUUCUCCUCAGACCUGGCCUGGUCGUCCUGUAACAACACAUGGAACACAGAAAACUGCAUGGAGUUUCAGAGGAGAAACACCUCAAUCAACCAAACGAUGCACCUAAACGCCACCUCUCCUGUCAUCGAGUUCUGGGAGAGAAGAGCACUAAGGAUUUCCCCAGGCCUUGACCACAUGGGCUCAUUGAACUGGGACCUGGCCCUGUGUCUGUUCAUCGCCUGGGUCAUGUGCUACUUCUGCAUCUGGAAGGGGGUGAAAUCCACUGGAAAGGUGGUCUACUUCACUGCGACCUUCCCCUAUCUGAUGCUAAUUGUGCUGUUGGUCAGAGGGCUCACGCUGCCUGGAGCUGGGAUCGGAAUCCAGUUCUACCUUUAUCCAGACCUGGGACGACUGGCAGACCCACAGGUGUGGAUGGAUGCUGGCACCCAGAUCUUCUUCUCCUAUGCCAUUUGUUUAGGGUCGCUGACUGCUCUGGGAAGCUACAACAAAUACAACAAUAACUGUUACAGAGAUUGCCUAGCGUUGUGCUUUCUGAACAGUGGCACCAGUUUUGUGGCAGGCUUUGCAAUCUUCUCCAUCCUGGGUUUCAUGUCAUUUGAACAGAAUGUUCCCAUCUCAGAGGUGGCAGAAUCUGGUCCUGGCCUGGCCUUCAUAGCUUACCCCCGAGCUGUGAGCAUGAUGCCUUUCUCUCCUCUGUGGGCCGCCCUCUUCUUCAUCAUGAUUGUUUUUCUGGGGCUUGACAGCCAGUUUGUGUGUGUCGAGAGCCUUGUGACUGCGAUAGUCGACAUGUACCCUGCUGUGUUCAGACGUAAAAACCGCAGGGAGCUCUUCCUGUUAGGUGUGGUCUUCUUCUCCUUCUUCAUGGGCCUCAUCAUGCUGAUGGAGGGAGGCAUGUAUGUUUUCCAGCUCUUUGAUUACUACGCAGCCAGUGGCAUGUGUCUUCUCUUCAUGUCCAUCUUUGAGACUGUCUGCAUUGCAUGGGUCUAUGGUGCAGAUCGCUUUUAUGAUAACAUUGAGGACAUGAUCGGCUACCGCCCAGGACCUUACAUCAAGUACUGUUGGUUGUUCUUCACCCCAGCCACAUGCAUUGGUACCUUUGCCUUCUCUCUCAUCAAAUAUACCCCUCUAAAGUACAACAAUGAGUAUGUGUACCCGUGGUGGGGCUAUGUCAUUGGGUGGCUGCUCGCUCUUUCCUCUAUGGUCUGUAUUCCGCUUUGGAUGGUGUACAAGAUCAGCACCACCCAAGGGACUUUCAGAGAGCGCAUCCAGUUGCUUAUCACACCAUCUGAUACCUUACCCAAAACCAAGAGGGAGCAGGAAAGGUUACUGGCCAUCUUUGCUCCUGAGGGAGACAUUUCCAUGGCUAGAAAUGGCUACUUACCUGUCUUAGAGACAGACUCCAACUUAUGA
Messenger RNA from Perca flavescens (yellow perch), 2052 nucleotides. Its product is annotated as sodium- and chloride-dependent GABA transporter 2. Gene Ontology annotation, molecular function: gamma-aminobutyric acid:sodium:chloride symporter activity. Gene Ontology annotation, biological process: nitrogen compound transport; sodium ion transmembrane transport; amino acid transport. Gene Ontology annotation, cellular component: cell projection; plasma membrane. Lineage: Eukaryota; Metazoa; Chordata; Actinopteri; Perciformes; Percidae. Bases 1 to 2052 code for a protein of 683 amino acids. The transcript has 16 exons. The record is from RefSeq and is a predicted model, not a curated record.